Arvicanthis niloticus (Nile rat) is the source of this 3096-nucleotide messenger RNA. It is a transcript of the gene Gtf2e1, whose product is annotated as general transcription factor IIE subunit 1. The record is from RefSeq and is a predicted model, not a curated record. Lineage: Eukaryota; Metazoa; Chordata; Mammalia; Rodentia; Muridae. Gene Ontology annotation, biological process: transcription initiation at RNA polymerase II promoter. Gene Ontology annotation, cellular component: transcription factor TFIIE complex.
AGCUUCGCGGUGCGGAUUAACGGGCGGUUUCCAAGCUGGUCGCAGGAAUUAGGCGUUCGUCCUUGUCUCGCAAGUGGCGUGGGCUGGCUGAAGCCGGUAGUUGAGGUGCUGAGGGCUGCUGUAGUGGGAGUUGUUCGAGCAUCCACUUGGUUGAAAUUGAAGCUUACUCUUGAAGAUGGCAGACCCAGAUGUUCUCACUGAAGUUCCAGCAGCAUUGAAGCGGUUAGCCAAGUAUGUCAUCCGGGGCUUUUAUGGCAUUGAGCAUGUGCUGGCCUUGGACAUCUUGAUCCGGAACCCCUGUGUGAAAGAGGAGGACAUGCUGGAGCUGCUCAAGUUUGAUCGGAAGCAGCUUCGAUCUGUUCUGAAUAACUUAAAGGGAGACAAGUUCAUCAAAUGCAGAAUGAGGGUAGAGACUGCUGCAGAUGGGAAGACGACCCGCCAUAACUACUACUUCAUCAAUUACCGCACCCUUGUCAAUGUAGUGAAAUAUAAGCUGGACCACAUGAGAAGGAGGAUUGAAACAGAUGAGAGAAAUUCCACCAAUCGGGCUUCCUUCAAAUGUCCUGUCUGCUGCAGCACUUUCACUGACUUAGAGGCUAAUCAGCUGUUUGACCCCAUGACAGGAACUUUCCGCUGCACCUUUUGCCAUACAGAGGUAGAAGAAGAUGAAUCAGCAAUGCCCAAAAAAGAUGCUCGCACACUUUUGGCAAGAUUUAAUGAACAAAUUGAGCCCAUUUAUGCAUUGCUUCGAGAGACAGAGGAUGUAAACUUGGCCUACGAAAUACUUGAACCAGAACCCACGGAAAUCCCAGCCCUGAAGCAGAGCAAAGACCGAGCAGCAACUGCUGCUGGAGCUGCCGGCCUGGCAGGUGGGCACCACAAGGAGGCGUGGACCAGCAAAGGGCCCUCCUAUGAAGACUUGUAUACUCAGAAUGUUGUCAUUAACAUGGAUGACCAAGAUGAUGUGCAUCGCACCUCGCUGGAAGGGAAAUCUGCCAAAGAGAGACCCAUUUGGUUGAGAGAGAGCACUGUUCAAGGGGCAUACAGUUCUGAAGAGAUGAAGGAAGGUGGCAUCGAUGUGGACACGUUUCAGGAGCGCGAGGAAGCCCGUGCGGGGCCUGAUGACAACGAGGAGGUCAUGCGGGCUCUGCUCAUUCAUGAGAAGAAGACUUCUUCGGCGACAGCUGGCUCCGUGGGAGCAGCCGCUCCGGUGACUGCUGCUAAUGGCAGUGACUCUGAGAGUGAGACCAGUGAGUCAGACGAUGACUCUCCACCCCGGCCAGCUGCCUCGGCUCCUCCUCAUCGUGAUGAAGACGAGGACGACGAUGAGUUUGAGGAAGUAGCAGAUGACCCCAUUGUUAUGGUGGCUGGCUGUCCAUUCUCCUACAGUGAAGUUAGCCAGCGGCCAGAGCUGGUAGCCCAGAUGACACCGGAAGAGAAGGAAGCAUACAUAGCCAUGGGUCAGCGUAUGUUUGAGGAUCUCUUUGAGUGAGGUUUCCCUGCUUUUUCCUGCUGCUAGCUCAUUUCAGAGAGAAACUUCCAUCAAGUGCUCAAGGGGCUUCCUGCCUGUUUAUGUAAAGCACCUCUUAAUCUAAUACAGAGGCAUAGGAGAGAAAAUUUGAUUUUUUUUUUUUAUGUAAGAAACUUCUCAGAAAGGUAGGUAGGCUAUAACUGUUCAAUUCCCUCUUAUUACUAAAGUAUUAAUAUUUUUCUCUAUUUCCUUAACUAAUUUUUUCCUUUCCCUUUUAAGAUAUAUUUUUCUCACCCUGACUAAAAUGUUCCUGUCUGCCUUAGAACCCUGCUAGGGAUAAACUCACCCUAGCAUUGUAACUGCCCUGUGGUCAGGCAUUUGAGACAUUCCCUUAUACUCCUGUCAACCAAAGCGGCUUGCCGAGAAGCAGAUCACUGCUUAGGGGAACACCCAAACACUUCAUUUCAUCUUCACAAUUGAGUGUGGGGCCAACCUGUAAAAGGAGUGACAGUACAGGAGAGAGGGUGCCUGAAUCUUAGGUUUGUGUGUAAACUAGAAACCAUGUCCGUAGACCCGAUAAGGCUGGUAGAUUGUUUAGUUUUUGUAGACCUUUCGGGUUAUACUUUAGGUGACAGGUAACAAAGCAGGUUAGAUUUACCCUCGUGGAGAAAUUCAAGGAGCACAUGCACGAAGGGUACGAGUCUGCAUCCAGGAUUGAAGAACGGAGAGCACUGGGAACUGAGCCUUAGAGCUGCCUCAGUGCCAUUUGAAGAUCUCUGAUGUAAAGCUGAAAAUGGCUCCACUUCCCCACUUGCUCUGUAGACCUGUGCCAGUGCUCUAAAUUAAGGAGCCAUUCCAGUACUGAGCAGUAUAGAAGCACUGAUUCCUCCGCUCUCCUCACUGUCUUCUAAAGGUCACAAAGCCUUUAUUUGUCUCUCCUUGGAGCCUCAUCAGACAUGUACAUCAGUGCCUCUGCUGUGUUGUUGAGCAUUGUAACCUCAAGGAAUAUAGUCAUUAGCAUGGGAGUCAUUCCUUAAGGUGGAACUCGAAAAAUAAAGGACUUUUAUAUAAGGUCUACGACAAUUAAACUUUUAUAGUAUUUUCCCUUGCAUUGUGACUUUUAGUUAUCUUUUUGUAUUUAUGUGUGAAGCUAAGAACAUUUUAGAGAAUCUGAGCCUUGUGUAAGAUGAUGACAUAUUUACCUGAUUGUUGGAUGACUAAAUAUUGACAGUCUACUUACUACAGGUUAAAACUGGUUAAUUUCUAGCUCUAACCUCUUGGAGCCUAGCUAGAAUGAGCACUCUUGCCGUUUAAAGAUGUUAGAGGCUUCACACUGGUCAUCAUCUAAUAGCAUGGGUGCAAUUCUAUGUGAUUUAAACCUUUUUUGGCAAUGAGUUGCCUUAAAAAACCUUUUUAUGUAUUUAUCUUAAAUACAUGGACUGUUCAACUUUAAAAUUUUGUUUUUUAAAGUUUCAUGGUUGUAGAAAGAUGUUAGUUUUUAAAAUAUUAAUUUUUAAACUGUAUGUUCCUUGUUGCAUUUUAUAUGAAAUUGUGUAUGAGUAUGCAUUUCAGUAGUGGAAAAAUGUAUUAGUAAAGGCAUUCAUUAAAGCAGCGUUUGAAAUAGA